GAGAAUCUUCAAUACCAUGUAGCACAUGCGGAACACCAUGUGUUUUACGGACUGCUAACACGGCAAAUAACAGGGGAAGAAAGUUUUACUCAUGUCCAUCUCAAGAAUGCAACUUCUUUGUAUGGGAGGAUAGCCUUGGUGAUGAUGCGGGAGGAAGAAGUGUUCCACGUGCAAAUGGAAGUAGGUCGGCAUCUAAUCCUGGCAGGAGAGGUGGCCGUGGCAGAGGUGGCCAGGGUCGGGGACAUGGCCCUGACAUGAUGUUUGUGUCAGCCACUGGAGAUCCUAUAUCCGGUAGAAGGUGUUUUGCCUGCGGUGAUCCUUCACAUUUUGCCAAUGCCUGCCCAACUCGUGGUGCCUGAGUUGCAUCAGUUGAUUAAGAAGCUCUAAUGUUGAACAGACAAGCUUAGCAUCCAAUACUUCGGUAUUGAUUUCAGUAAAUAUUUUUGUAAAUUACUACUAAAUACUGAGAGACUGUCUUUUUCUUUUCUGGCUAUAUAUAUAUAUAUUCAUUUGACUGUAGAUUAGACGUAUGACAUACCUCUGAGUUUUGC
Molecule: messenger RNA, 551 nt
Organism: Carica papaya (papaya)
Lineage: Eukaryota; Viridiplantae; Streptophyta; Magnoliopsida; Brassicales; Caricaceae
Source: RefSeq, a predicted model, not a curated record